AUGCUCCUUCGUCUGCUGCUGCUGAGCAGCGCUCGCUGUGACCUUCUCAGCAUCUCCCGAACAAAUGCCAGUUGGCGGCGUCCUAACCCCAUUGCCAAAAGGGCAGAAUCAGCACUGAACAAGUUUUCCCCUACCCAUCAGGAAGUCAAUAAUGCUGGUGCAAAUGAUAGCCUGGGGAAGGUGGAAGAUGAAACCAUGGAAGGUUUAAAGGAAAUGGGAGCGUUUGGAUUGCAAGUUCCUGUUGAACUUGGGGGUUUGGGACUCAGCAAUACUCAGUAUGCUAGACUGGUGGAGAUUGUUGGUCUUCAUGACCUUGGAGUGGGCAUUACCCUUGGGGCUCAUCAAUCCAUUGGUUUCAAAGGAAUCUUAUUGUUUGGCACUAAUAAGCAGAAGAAGAAAUAUUUGCCUGACCUCGCUUCAGGUAAAACAAUAGCUGCCUUCUGCCUCACUGAAACAGCCAGUGGAUCCGAUGCAGCUUCUAUAAAAACAACUGCUGUGAAGGAGGGUGAACACUACAUUCUGAAUGGGGGCAAACUCUGGAUUAGUAAUGGGGGCAUGGCAGAGAUCUUCACAGUAUUUGCAAAAACUGCUGUGAAAGAUAAACACACUGGAAAAGAGAAGGACAAGAUCACAGCAUUUAUUGUGGAGAGAAAAUUUGGAGGGGUGACUCACGGUCCUCCUGAAAAGAAGAUGGGAAUCAGGGCUUCUAAUACAGCUGAGGUUUACUUUGACAAUGUGAGGGUGCCAGCAGAAAAUGUGCUGAGUGAGGUUGGGAAUGGGUUUAAAGUAGCCAUGAACAUACUGAACAAUGGUCGAUUCGGUAUGGCUGCUGCUCUCUCAGGCACGAUGAUUGGUGCGAUUUUCAAAGCAGUAGACCAUGUUGCCAAUCGAACACAAUUUGGUAGCAAGAUUCACCAAUAUGGCCUCAUUCAAGAGAAAAUUGCAAAUAUGGCUAUGCUGCAGUAUGUAACUGAGUCGAUGGCUUAUACAGUCAGUGGUAAUAUGGAUGCAGGCGCGAAUGAAUUCCAGAUUGAAGCUGCAAUUAGCAAAGUCUUUGCUUCAGAGGCUGCCUGGUGUGUGACUGAUGAAUGUAUCCAGAUCCUAGGAGGCAUGGGAUAUAUGCAGGAAACAGGUAUAGAAAGAGUGAUGAGAGAUCUGCGCAUCUUCCGUAUUUUUGAGGGCACCAAUGACAUUCUCCGAUUGUUUAUUGCACUAACUGGUAUUCAAAAAUCUGGAGAUUACUUUAAAAAACUGCAAAUGAUCAUGAAGAAUCCAUUGAGUAAUCCUGGAACACUAAUGGAGCAAGUCUUCAAAAGAGCUAAGCGAAAACUGGGCAUGUCCAGUGGUCUAUCACUAAGGAAUGUAAUACAUCCUGAUCUGACGGCGAGUGGGGAUUUGGUGGUGAAAGCUGUUGACCACUUCGGAACAUCUAUUGAAGAGCUGCUAUUGAAAUACAGAAAGGAAAUAAUAGAUCAGCAGUUUUUAUUGAAGAAAGUUGCUGAUGCAGCCAUUGAUAUUUAUGCCAUGACUGUGGUCAUCUCCAGGGCAUCUCGCGCUCUCAACAAAGGGAUCCCAUCAGCUCAACACGAGAAAAUUCUCUGUGAAACCUGGUGCCUUGAGGCAUUUGCUCGUAUAACCAACAAUCUGAAUGCGCUAAAGUCUGAGCCCAGCAUGCAGGUCAUCAACAACAUGAAGGCUAUAUCAAAAGAGCUUGUGGCCAAGGGGGGAGUUGUGGCAAAUCAUCCACUUGGAUUCUAAGCGUUAGGUCUUUGGGCAAUUUUUUUAAAGCAGUUGAAUUCUUGGUGCACCUCACAAUAAAUUCAGGUUGAGCCCUCUUGAGCAAGACCCAUACAUGUUGCGACUAGCCAAAUAAAGGUUCAAAAGUUUUCUUUUGCAAAUUUAGCCUGCUAAGCCUGUCUUGAAUCUGCAGGACAUUUGAUUUUGCUUCGUAAGCAUGCAGUUUUCCUUUCCUGACUUGGCUGUUCAUUUCAAGAUCCGGACUGUGGGAACGAACAGCCUACUGAUGAAUCAGUCGCUGAUUCUGUGCUCCUGGAGAAUCAUGAAGACAAGUGAUGCUGAUUGAAGUUAUUUAUUAAAGACUUCUGUAUGUUUGAGAUCGGAAAAAUUGUGACAAUGCUAGUUCCCUUUUACGAAUUUCUGCAAAUUUGAACCUUGAAGUUGCACAUUUGUCCACAAUAGUUUUUUUGCUGUCAGAGCAUUAGGGGUGACCGAUGGUGAAAGUCAGAUGGUGAAGUUAAGUUCAAAAUACUGGCAACAUUCAGAUAUCAAUAUCAGUAACAUAACUGGGCUUUAAUUAGUGUACAUAUGAAGCCUGCUUUAACAGCUUUUGAUGCCACCCAAGCCUCUUGAGUAUAUUAUACAGCCAUCUGUUAUUCUUUAUACAGUAGAGCAUUAACAUGCUGUUAAAGCAACAAUAAGCAUGUUUUGACAAGUUCAGCAGCCUUGUGAUCAGGAGGUUCGCAAAUACAUUUAAUGAGACCCAAGGGAACAAAUUUAAUAUGGCAAUGGUGUUCUGAGAGGAAUAUUCAACUCACUGAAUUAUUUUUACCUACUAUAUGAAGAAUUUCUGUGUCAGAUGUUUAUCACACUAUUUGAUGUUUCACAUAAUAAAAGAAGUAUUGGAGAGGAAACUCUUCCAAUUAGUGACCAUAGCCACUUUGUCCUUAGCAGCCAUUUGGUACCAGCUCAAAAUGCCAUAUGCACAUUGCUGUAGGUUGGAAUCAUACAGGAGUCCAGUGUCGCGAUUCUCCACUGUGGUCACUCCCUUGCCAUUGUCUUCUUUUCUAAUUUGCUCUUUUCAGCAGGCAAGAAGGGCAUUGGCCAACACUGGCAAGCUCCUUUAUAUUAGCAGAUCAGGCACCGUGAUGUCAUGCUAUUUCAACCCGUGCAGCAAAGAUAGGUGUACCUGUGCCAGAAGAGGAUUUGGGGCCAGAAGAGGCCCAAACAGGAAAGGACAGCCUUUUGCCACAAACAUUGCAUUCCUGUAACCAGCUGCUACUUCCUGCCAGUUUUGGUUGGGCAAAUGACUGGGGCAUGCCGAUGAGGCCUGAGAGUUAAAAUUGCCUGGAUCUACACACUACUGAGAUUCGGACAGUUUGCUCAAUUCUCACCCUUAGUUUAACUCAGUUUUGGGUUUACCUUGUUUUAAUUUUUUCCCCCUAAUUUUAGUUAGCAGUAGAAAGUAGGGCAACAUCAUCUUUAUUGAAAGCUGGUGAGGCUACUCUCCAUAAGUGGAAGAGAUUUCAUUCGACUUACUUUCCCCUGCAGAGAUAAAAGGACUACAAAUUGAAUAGUGUAGGACAUUAGAUAUUGGAGAAGUACUAUGUAUUCUAGAAAGAGGUUCUCUUUUAAUAGUGGAUUAUUUGGUCAUUACUAUAAAUCUUUCUGGGAGAGAGAUGGGGUCUGUUCCUAAGUAUUAGCCUUGACUCAAUGAUUGCUCUCUCACCACUAUGUCAAGUGGUUGUGGGUUCAAGUCCCAUUCUAGUCUUGGCCAUGACAUCAAUGUUGCACUGAGCAAGUGCUGCACUGUUGGGGGUGAUUUCUUUUGGAUGAGAUAUUAAAUUGAGGCCCUGUCUUCCCUCUCAAGUGAGGAUAAAAAAUCCCACUCUUUGAAGAAGAGUGUGGGAGCUCUCCUGGUAUCCUGGCCAACAUUUAUCCCUCAACCAGCAUUGUCUGGUCAUUUAUUUAAUUGCUAUUUGAUCUUGCUUUGUGCAUUUUGGUUGUCAGGUUUCCCUAUAUUGCAACAGUGACGGCACUUUGAAAGUACUUCAAUAGCUGUGAAUCAUUUUGGGGCAUUCUGAAGUUAUGAAAGACAUUAUGACAACAUAAGUUCUUCCUUAAUUAGGAUCUAGAAGCUUGAGUUCAGUAGCUCCAUUUUAUUGAUCAGCUUAUACAGAAAUCGCUGGAUUUAAAAACAAAAUAGCAACUUUUUUGUUCAAAAAGAAACACUUCAUCUAUUUGAUGGUGGGACACAGGCUGAGAUGGAAAUGACAUUGCAAUAACUGACACCUGCCUUAGUUUUUCUGUUUUGAAACAUAGUGGAAGGGCAUCAGUGAUUCUUCUCUCUUUAUUUUUUCAUGGGAUCCGGGCAUCACUGGCAAGGCAGCAUUUGUUGGCUAUCCCUAACUGAACUGAUUGGCUUGCUAGGCUAUUUCAGAGGGAAGUGGAGAGUCAACCACUGUACCGCACAAUUGGUAUAGCAAUGGAAAACUACUGUUGACUCGAAAUAUCAGUCUCCUGUGUAGCGUGAUCUUACUGUUUGUCUGAUCAGUGCUGUUUGUCUGAUGCCUCUUUAUAUUAACACCUGCCUAUGUUCAGGAAGAAAACAUCAAAUCAGAAUCAUGUGGUGAAUGUCAUUUCAUUUGGAGUUGUGUGUUUUAUAAAAAGCAAAACAUGUAUUAGAAUUUUAUGUUUGUAGAAAAUAUGCUAAAGAGUUGUACAUCA
Carcharodon carcharias (great white shark) is the source of this 4464-nucleotide messenger RNA. RefSeq names its product very long-chain specific acyl-CoA dehydrogenase, mitochondrial-like. Bases 1 to 1758 code for a protein of 585 amino acids. NCBI's taxonomy places the organism in Eukaryota, Metazoa, Chordata, Chondrichthyes, Lamniformes, Lamnidae. Gene Ontology annotation, molecular function: fatty-acyl-CoA binding; flavin adenine dinucleotide binding; very-long-chain fatty acyl-CoA dehydrogenase activity. The transcript is spliced from 17 exons. The record is from RefSeq and is a predicted model, not a curated record.